AUGGCAUCGCAAUCCAUCGACUCGCUUCGUGGUGGCCAGAACCGCCCAGGUGAGCAUCUCCAAGCAUUCGACUCUUCGUGCGAGCAUUGCUGAUGAAUUCCAGAUGGCCAGAGCGGACAGUUCCAGGGCACGGCUGGUAACGAACCAGCAGCAAACAACGUGAGUGUGAGAGAGAGAGACAGAGAGAGAGAGAGAGAGAGAGAGAGAGAUGCAGUCGGCAUAGAGCUAACGAUCCUUGCAGAAGCACCAGCCAGGCAAGCUUGUCGGCAACGAUGCCGUCCCCGAAUUCUCCGCCCAGACUCUCCCUCCCGGCUCAGCACCAGCCGACCGCACCUUCGCACCCAACACCGCUCUCGAGGAUCAGUCCACCGCUCCGCCCGUGGAGCGGUACAUGAAGGACGGUGUACGCGAUCCCGAAUCUCAGUCCACCAGCGCCGCCGACACCUUGAUUGGCGCUUCCUCCGCAGACGUCCACACCGGCUUGGGUCACCCAGGCGCUGGACAGACGUCCGCUGAGCUCCGUCACGAUGGCCAGCACCACCGUAAGAACCCAGGUAGUGGCCUCGACGGCCGUCUCGGAGGCGCCAACCAGUCCGAUAUCAACCCGCACGACCCAGCCUUUGCCGACCAGCGCGCCCUGAACGACGACAACGCCCAGAUCGGUCGGGGUGACGUCCCUCCGGCCGAGGAGCGUCUUCCUGAGGGAGCUCAGACUGUUGCCUCCGAGAACAAGAUCGGUCGCGACAGGCGGGCGUACGGCUCGUAA
Molecule: messenger RNA, 766 nt
Organism: Lecanosticta acicola
Lineage: Eukaryota; Fungi; Ascomycota; Dothideomycetes; Mycosphaerellales; Mycosphaerellaceae
Source: the annotation of a GenBank genome assembly